AUGAAAACUCCUCAUCGUUGCUGUGUGCGACAGAAGGCUGGUGGGGUGUAUAUACACCUCGUAUUGGAGGCAGGUUUGGUGCGGCAGCUACGUGGGAUUCGUACUAGGGCAAAAAAUGCUGAUAUUCAAAUGAACGUUGGUGGUAUUUUGGCCUGCAGUAUCUCGCGCACCCAACUGUGGCCAACAUCCUCCCACAAAACCUCUCCUUUCUUCGGUCAGCCUUUCGUCGUUGGAAUACACUGUGUUGGCGGACGUCUGAGCGAACGGUGUAUCCGGAGUUUAAAACAUUCGACCCGCCAUCUUGUAUGCAUUAUUUGCGACAGUCCCGCUAGGGCAUUUCUGAAGCAAGCGAAGAGACAUACAGGAUAUCACGGAUGUGAUUAUUGCACACAGAACGGUAUGCAAGUUGGCACACGAAUGACUUUUCCUUCGUUAACAGCCUCAGUACCUUGUGACUCUGAUCUCCGGACCCGAAAGCAAAACAAGCGCCGUACAGGCCCCAGUUUAAUCACAUGCGGUGUGUGUCUUGGUUUAGUGCGAAAAGUCCUCACCUCACUUCUAGGGAUGGAAAUUGGACAAAAGGCCAGGCUUUCGUUGGAGUUCUGGAACCUACUGAAUGAUACUAUCGAGCAGCGGAGUGUGAUUCCGAGUUCAGAUUUUGCCCGAAAAUGCCGGGGUGUAGGAGACCUGAAUCGGUGGAAGGCUUCUGAGCUACAACAGUUUCUUUUGCACAUAGAACCUGUUGUUCUAAAAGGUAUCUUACAUCCUGAUGUUUACAAACGCCGCAUGUAUUUUGCUGUUGCUGGUUCAAAUUUUAUUGCUAUUCUUGGGCCGAACCAUCUAGUCUACAAAUUACACGAGUCCUCCCCUUUGUUUAGUUUCGUCAAGUCCUACGGUCGCCUGGAUCGUUUUUCCUGCCUUCCCUAUGAAACGGAGCUGGCGCACAUAAACCAUUCACAUAUGGGCCAGAACCGUCGGCUGUUCAGCUGUACCGCCGACUGGCCGAGCGCGUGA
This is a messenger RNA of Opisthorchis viverrini, 1014 nucleotides long. RefSeq lists its product as hypothetical. The transcript has 4 exons. Bases 1 to 1014 code for a protein of 337 amino acids. The record is from RefSeq and is a predicted model, not a curated record. Lineage: Eukaryota; Metazoa; Platyhelminthes; Trematoda; Opisthorchiida; Opisthorchiidae.